CGUCCAGGACAACACAUUGCUGGGGAUAAAGAGGACAGGAUCCAGAUACCCAAACAUGACAGACCCAUUCUUGAUGGAUCAUAUGACCAGGCUAAAACUGAAACUUUUGGAAAAGAGAUUAGAAAAUGAGCGAGAGAUUGCGGAUGAUUCAUCUGAUACAGAACCAGUUACAGCAAGGAGCUAUGAUGGCCAGGAAGAUGCUUUACAGUCUGCACUGCGCAGGCGAAAGGAUCUGCUGCACAAAUUACGAGAGCAGCAACUCCUUGAUGAGAUAGCUAGGCCUCAUACCUGGGAAGGAACACGUAGGAGAAAAAUAAAUGUAGAUCAAGUUCCUCCCAUACAUUUCUAUCAUACAGCACCUCCUCCAGAACCCCAAGUGCGCUAUUAUCCUCCACCUCCUCCACCUGAACCACCAAGGAUCAUCCAACAACAGUUACCCCAGCAGCCAGCCACUAUAAUCCAGCAGCUACCUCCACAGCAGCCGCUGAUCACUCAGAUUGCUCCUCCACAAGCCUAUCAGCCGCCACGGUCAGGGAGCAUCAAAGAAGAUAUGGUGGAGAUGAUGCUUAUGCAGAAUGCCCAAAUGCACCAGAUCAUUAUGCAGAACAUGAUGCUGAAAGCACUGCCCCCUAUGGGUUUGUCACAAGCUGCCGGAAAUGCACCACAGUCGCUACCUCAGUCACAACAAGACCUUCAUGUUGCCAACCCUGUAUUUUUGAAAGCGGAGAAGAUCCGUCCAUCAUCGGUACACCAUCACCACCACUAUACACCACCGGGCCUUCCGCCUGCGCCUCCCACAAUGCAGCCUGCAAUUGGCUAUCCAAUGUGGCCUCAAAUGAUGAUGCCCUCAAACAGCAUGGGGCAAGCGGGAGGGUUCCCUCAGGCCGUGCACCAUGUUACCGGUCCAACAACAACACUUCCAGCAAUGCAUAUCAAUGGAUGGAAUUUCACACAGAGUCCCGAGCGCACUAUAAGACCAUGAGCUGAGCAAGUAAUGUUUCUUCCAUAAAGCCCCUUGUUCAGCCAGGAGGUAACUUUUGAAUGGGCACACAGCAAUUCACGUGGGAAGUCUGUUGACCACACAGCCAUAUUCUCUUCUAAAGGGAGGAAAGUCUGCUCGGUGAUUCAGUCGAGAGAAUUGCUUGAUGCUCAUCAAUUAGUG
This is a messenger RNA of Bufo bufo (common toad), 1162 nucleotides long. RefSeq names its product chromosome 7 C21orf58 homolog (gene C7H21orf58). Bases 56 to 982 code for a protein of 308 amino acids. The transcript has 10 exons. The record is from RefSeq and is a predicted model, not a curated record. NCBI's taxonomy places the organism in Eukaryota, Metazoa, Chordata, Amphibia, Anura, Bufonidae.